This is a messenger RNA of Lemur catta (Ring-tailed lemur), 1691 nucleotides long. RefSeq names its product FAM3 metabolism regulating signaling molecule A (gene FAM3A). The coding region runs from base 281 to 973 and encodes 230 amino acids. Lineage: Eukaryota; Metazoa; Chordata; Mammalia; Primates; Lemuridae. The record is from RefSeq and is a predicted model, not a curated record. The transcript has 10 exons.
GGAGGUGGGGCCUGCGCAGAGCCCGGCAACUGGGCUGCGCGGCCCCAGCCGAUGACAGGGGUGGUGUCGGCCGGCUGUGGCCUCUCCCCGGGCCGCCAUUCCCGGGCCUUCCUGACCCCUCUGCGCAGCUCCCCUUCCUCCUGUCGCCGAGCGGAGCGGGGCCACCGGCCCGACAGGGCACCUCCCUGACCGAGCCCACGUCUCCCCACGGCCAGAGCGCACGGUCCCCAAACAGUACACCUGCCGGCGGUCCCAGCCCAACCCAGCGGGAGGAGUGGACAUGAGGUUGGCAGGCCCCCUCCGCAUUGUGGCCCUAGUCGUCACUGUGGGUCUCACCUGGAUCGUAGUCAGCAUCCUCCUGGGUGGGCCUGGCAGUGGCUUUCCUCGCAUCCAGCAACUCUUCACCAGCCCAGAGAGCUCAGUGACUGCAGAGCCACGGGCCAGGAAGUACAAGUGCGGUCUACCCCAGCCGUGUCCUGAGGAGCACCUGGCCUUCCGCAUGGUCAGCGGGGCUGCCAACGUCAUUGGGCCUAAGAUCUGCCUCGAGGACAAGAUGCUCAUGAGCAGUGUCAAGGACAAUGUGGGUCGUGGGCUGAACAUCGCCCUGGUGAAUGGGGUCAGCGGUGAGCUCAUUGAGGCCCGGGCCUUUGACAUGUGGGCCGGAGAUGUCAACGAUCUGUUGAAGUUUAUUCGGCCGCUGCACGAAGGCACUCUGGUGUUUGUGGCAUCCUACGACGACCCAGCCACCAAGAUGAAUGAAGAGACCAGAAAGCUUUUCAGCGAUCUGGGCAGCAGGAAUGCCAAGGAGCUGGCUUUCCGGGACAGCUGGGUGUUUGUGGGGGCCAAGGGCGUGCAAAACAAGAGCCCCUUUGAGCAGCAUGUGAAGAACAGUAAACACACCAACAAGUACGAAGGCUGGCCCGAGGCGCUGGAGAUGGAAGGCUGCAUCCCACGGAGGAGCACGGCCAGCUAGCACAGCGGGGUGCCAGGACCAGGCCCAGGGAGGCCCAGGCUGAGGGAGGCGCAUGCACUGCCCAGCGGGCGGCAGGUGGCGGCACCGGUGCAGGGCUGAGCCCCACACCCCACGCCCGGGUGGGAGCGCUCCCUUGCCCCAACACAGCAGGGCUCUGAGGUGGUGACCAGAGUGUGGCCUCAAAGUGGUGGGGGCUGUAGGGGCCGGCUCUGUCACACUUUGUCACAUGAGCCCAGGUGCCCAUCUCUUUCUUUUCCUUAAGCUGCUCCCCUUGGUCAGUCCCCACUCAGCCCUUUCCUCCUCUGUCCCUCAUGCCAUCUCCUUCCCAGUUCCCAAGUGUCCUAGCUGGAAGGGCCCUGGGUGCUCACCCUCUGUACAAGUCGGGUAGCUGCACCUGGCAGGUUGGGGCAUCUUCCAGAGCCUCUCCCAGAGCCACGCACUGCGCUGCAGGCUAAACCGGUUUCCAGUGUGAUUCCUUCUGGUGAGUCAAGCCUGCUGGCCACUCUGUGAGCCUGCCUGCCUCCUGCCUGGCACUCAGCAGGAAGGGGCCCCUUUGGAGCAGGCUAGCCUGGGGUGGUGGGGUAGCUGGAGCCUGAUCACAGUCCCUAACGCAGCGCGUGGUGGCUCCUGCAGUUUGUCAGAGGGCCCACCUUCUAGAUGACCUCUUAAUAAAUUGAUGGCCCCCAAUGGAAUAAAGUGCAUUCAGAUGUUGUCAUCA